Messenger RNA from Fonsecaea erecta, 2898 nucleotides. RefSeq lists its product as hypothetical. NCBI's taxonomy places the organism in Eukaryota, Fungi, Ascomycota, Eurotiomycetes, Chaetothyriales, Herpotrichiellaceae. The record is from RefSeq and is a predicted model, not a curated record. The coding region runs from base 1 to 2898 and encodes 965 amino acids. Gene Ontology annotation, molecular function: nucleic acid binding; hydrolase activity, acting on acid anhydrides, in phosphorus-containing anhydrides; ATP-dependent chromatin remodeler activity. The transcript is spliced from 2 exons.
AUGACCAAAAGAAAACUGCCGUGGUCAUCGACGCCAGACAUAGUUGACCUCACCGGAGACGACAACGACUUCUCUAAUCAUUCUCGACCCAAAGUUUCCAAAAAGACGCCGUCCUUAGGUUCUUCACAGGGACGUGCCACUCUGCCAACGCCACCGUCUUCAAGUCAACCAGGGUAUUCCUCACAUGGCUCGAAGCAAACUUACAGAGACUACACACCCAGUUUCAGCCAGCAAUCCAGUGGCAACAGCGCACGCAAUAAUUUGCCGCAUUCGACUCAGGACCAGGAGGCCGACAUUGCCAGAGAGAUUGAUCUCACGGAGGACUUUGACGACGACGUGUAUGAGAAUUUCCAGCUGUAUGGCAUCCUGAAUACCAAAAUUGUCGGCUGUCGAUUCUACGAUGGCCAGGCCACUGUUGGAGAGUACGUCAGGGUCAAGCGCGAACCUCGUAAUCAGUACGACAGCAAUGCUAUCCGCAUCGACAAUGUCCUCCGCGAUCAGAUCGGCCACAUCGGGAGGAACGUUGCGGCAAAACUGGCACCCUUGAUGGAUGCCGGUUCACUCCUGGUCGAGGGCGCCCUGACAGGUCCCAAAACCUACUACGACUGUCCUAUUGGCCUCAAACUGUUUGGCACAAAUGAUCCCGUUGCAGGUGCUGCUCUUGCCCGUCAGAUGAAAGAUCUAAAUCUACCCAUCACAGAGUACAAUCGGUCGGAAAGGGAACGCAAGAAGCGUCUGCAGGAAUUCGAGAAGCAGCAGAAAGCGAGGCAAAACGCCGCCGCCGCAAUGCGGAAGCAAGGCAUGACCGUCUUUGACAACGAGGGACCAAACAGAUAUAGCAACCUGAGCGCGCCUGUAGCGAUGAAGACCCAGGCAGAACCAGGCAUGGACCAGCUUCUCAGCGGGACUGCGGUGCUGAACCCCCGUGAGGUGCAGAAUGUGGUGAACAAGUUUGCAGCAGGAGAGGAGAUACUUUCGAAGAUGUCGAUGGCAGAUCAGCCUCACGAGUUAGCUACAGUGCUACUGCCCUAUCAGAGACAGGGUCUCCAAUGGAUGCUGGAUCACGAGUCCCCGGUGUUGCCCAAGAGCGCCGACGAUGUGGUUCAGUUGUGGAAGAAGACGGGCAAAUACUACACCAACAUCGCAACAAACUUCUCCUGCAGCAAAGCGCCGGAGCUGGCCAGUGGAGGGCUUCUGGCAGAUGAUAUGGGAUUGGGCAAGACCAUCCAAAUCAUCUCGCUCAUUAUGGCCGAUCCCCACAGAAAUGGGGAUCCGACUCUGAUCAUCGCACCACUCUCAGUGAUGAGCAACUGGAGCACACAAGCCGCGUUGCAUGUCAAGAAGAAGUAUGCGCCACGAGUCUUGACUUACCAUGGCUCCGCCAACAAGGAAUUGUCGCCGGCACAAUUAAAAGAAUACGACAUCGUCAUCACAACGUAUCAAACAAUGACCCAAGAGCUUUUUCCAUACGGUAAGAACGCAGCUCAGGAAGGUUCAGCCCCCAAAGGCCUGUUUGCGGUGACUUGGCGGCGUAUCGUCUUAGACGAAGGUCAUCAGAUUCGAAACCCCAAGGCCAAAAUGUCGCAAGCAGCAUGUACUCUUCAGGCGAAAUCUCGCUGGAUCCUGACCGGGACUCCAAUCGUCAACAGCCUGAAGGACUUGUACUCACACGUCAAGUUCCUUCGCUUGCCCGGUGGACUGGCAGAGUUCGAGCUCUUCAAUUCGACCCUGAUCCGGCCACUGAAGCAUGGCGACCCGGGAGCGCGCCUUCUUCUCCAGGCCCUUAUGUCGACUCUUUCUUUGAGACGGAUGAAGGACAUGAAAUUUAUCGAUCUCAAGCUACCCAACAUUACCUUCCACAAGUAUCCUGUCAAGUUUCUGCCCCACGAGCAGGAACGGUACGAUGCGUUCAGGCAAGAGGCCAAAGGUCUGGUCGAAGCAGCAAAGGCCAAGAAGGGAGAUUAUUCCAUGACGCACCUGCUGGAAGUUCUUCUGAGGCUGCGCCAGACGUGCAACCACUGGAAAAUGUGCGGAGACGAGAGAGUGAGAAAAUUACUGGAGUUGGUUGAGUCGAAUCAGGUCGUGGAUGUGACCAAUUCCGCGAACCGCAAGACCCUGCAAGAUCUGUUGCAAAUACAUAUUGACUCGCAGGAAGAUUGCUGCGUGUGCUUGGAUUCGCUAAACGAUCCUGUCAUUACAGCUUGCGCACACAGCUUCUGUCGGGGAUGCAUCCAGAGAGUGAUCGAGACUCAGCAUAAAUGCCCCAUGUGUCGAGCACCUCUCCAAAACAGCGAGCAACUGGUUGAACCAGCAGCUGGGAUCGGCGAAGGUGACGAGGUGGACCUUGACAUUGAUCCCGAGACCACCAGCACCAAGAUCGAGGCUCUUGUCAAGGUGCUCAAGGCAUCUGAAGCCGAUCCACGCGUCAAGACGGUGGUGUUUUCGCAAUGGACUUCAUUCCUCAACUUGGUCGAGAGCCAACUCAUCCGCCACGGCCUGCAAUUCACGCGUCUCGACGGGACCAUGAAUUCUACGAAACGUGACGCGGCGAUUGAAUCACUGAACAGCGACCCGUCUUGCAAGAUCAUGUUGGCAUCCCUCUCCGUCUGUUCGGUGGGCUUAAACCUCGUGGCCGCCAAUCAGGUCAUUCUGGCGGACUCAUGGUGGGCGCCAGCUAUCGAAGAUCAAGCUGUCGAUCGAGUCCAUCGCCUGGGUCAAACUCGAGACUGCAAGGUCGUCCGCCUGGUCGUCGAAGGGACGAUCGAGGACGAAGUGCUUGAGAUUCAGGCGAGAAAGCGGAAGCUGGCUAGCGAAGCAUUUGGGGAAAAGGACGGGGCCAGAAAGAGAGAGGAGAGACGGGCAGGGACAUUGAGGGAUAUCGAGCGACUACUAGCCUAA